UCUCCCUGGUACCAGUGCAAUAUUGAAUUACGUACUUUCUUAUCUUUAUCUGGAUUUUUUUUUUAUUAUUAUUUUUUUCUGCCUCUUCUCUUAUACUUGUAGUACAAGUGCGGUGCACGAGCAAGCAAGUCAUCAGGAAUAGAAAUAUGUCUCAACAUUCAAACGUCACUUUUUAUAAUGGGACAAAAGUUUCGUCACAUUGAUAUUAAUUUCAACUCUCUUCAUGUACGAUCCAUAUAUAUAUAUAUAAAAUUUAUCAAAGCAUCAAGGUUAGAUUUUUCGGGUUUAUGACCUCGCAAUCAUCAUUAUCAGUGUGUGUCAAUAGAGUAUAAUACAGCGGAGCGUAUAUUCGUUCUCGGAAGUCGAUGAGGUGUGUGCUUUAGUAAAUGACUCUCUUUUAAGAAAUCAUUUUCCCUCGAUGCUUAGAAUUUACAAUGUGCUUUGAAGAUAGCGGAUGUGUUGUGAUAAGGUUAAACAUUAGUGCUAUAACGAGGACAAUAUUGUCAGUCAUAAUUUGUUAGCUGUUGUGUCGUUGGAUCUUUAAAAAAAAAAAAAAAAAAAAAAAAAAUCAUUCCUUCUUCUUUCUUCAGUCAGAAAAAAAAACAGAAACCAUGUGUUCACUAAAGUGAUUUUUUUUUUGUGCAGUAAAUUUUACAUUUUGUGCAUUUUGAAAUUAUUUCUAAAAAGUGAAAUUUAAGUGUUGGAAAAUUCUUAUUUUUUUUUAUAUGUCAAAAAUGAAAAUUUCAAAGAGGAAUUUCUGAUUCAUUUUUUAAUUAUUCAGGAGAAAUUUUGAAAAAAGUGAAUUUUAAAUAUUUUGACAAUUUUUUUUUUUUUUUUGCUUUUUUAGUGAUUAAAAAAAAAUGUCGAAAGUGAAUAAUAAAACAAUUGGAAAUGUGAGAGAAGAAAAAACAAAAUGUCAAAAUUUUUCUGCCAAAUAUAUACCGGUAUCAAAAUGGCUUCCAAUUUAUACGAAAUUUCAAGCAAUUUCCGACCUCGUGGCUGGAAUUACUUUGGGUCUCACAAUGAUACCACAAAGUAUUGCAUAUGCCGCAAUUGCUGGACUCACUCCUCAGUAUGGACUUUAUUCCACAUUUAUCGGUGGAUUUAUUUACAUAUUUUUUGGAAGUAUUAGAGAAGUAUCAAUUGGACCAACAUCUCUCAUGGCACUUUUGACACUUGAAUUCACAUCGGGAAUGCCACUUGAUUUUGUGAUACUACUCGGAUUUUUAGCCGGAUGCGUGGAACUGGCAAUGGGUUUACUUAAUUUAGGUUUCCUCGUGGAUUUCAUAUCGAUUCCUGUUAGUACGGGAUUUACUUCUGCCACUGCAGUUAUUUUAAUCGUGCAUCAAUUGCCGCAUUUAUUGGGACUAGAGUAUGAAGCGAUAGCAGUCCUUGAUAGUUUGAUGUGCCUCUUUCAAAAUAUCAGCAAAAUUCGCUGGACCGACACAGUCCUCGGCAUUUCGAGUGUUGUUAUCCUCUUAUCAAUGAAGACCCUAAAGGACAUCGAAUGGAAAAGUUUAAAGAAUAAUAAAAACAUUGCAAAGGGGAAAUUUUUGAAAAAAAUCCUAUGGUUUUUUUCGACUGGUCGUAAUGUUGUCGUUGUAUUAGCGUCAACAAUUGCGGCAUAUCAAUUAAGUAUAGUUGGUUACGAGCCAUUUCUACUUUCAGGAAAUGUCACUUCGGGUUUGCCACCAUUUAAAUUUCCCAAUAUCACAUCACAAAUAGGCAACCAAACUUACACAUUUUUCGACAUGUGUUCGCACUUGGGUUCAGGAUUAAUUAUUGUUCCACUUGUUGCUGUUUUAACAAACGUUGCAAUUGCUAAAGCUUUUGCAACUGGAGAUUUAGUGGAUGCUUCACAAGAGAUGAGGACACUUGGUGUUUGCAAUAUAUUAGGCAGUUUUGUAUCGUCAAUGCCAACUUGUGGUUCUUUUACAAGAAGUGCCUUGAGUAGUGCAAGUGGAGUUCAAACUCCAAUGGCUGGUCUUUAUUCAGGAACAAUGACACUUUUAGCGUUAAGUUUCUUGACACCCUAUUUUCACUAUAUUCCACAAGCAACACUUGCUGCAGUACUUAUAAGUGCAAUUAUUUUUAUGAUUGAUUGGCGCCUCGUGCCAUUACUUUGGAAAGGAAAAAAAUCAGAUGCAAUAGCAUGUUUGGUUACGUUCACGGCAUGUGUUGCAAUUAAUGUUAAAACAGGUCUAUUUCUUGGUACAAUUUGCAAUAUUAUUUAUCUUCUAUUACAAUCUGCAAGGCCCAAGAUUUCUGUGACAGAAUGCAAGACACAUUUUGGUGACAAGUAUCUGCUACUUAAACCAAGUGAUGGACUGCAAUUUCUGGAAGUUAAUUAUCUGACGCAAAAAAUAUCAGAAAUUGGAGAAGUCCAGAAUAGUAAAGGAUUGCCUGUCAUUAUUGACUGUCAAAAUGUCAAGGGAGUUGACUACACUGCUAUAAAAGGAAUUGAAAGACUUCGAAAGGAAUUUGAGGCAAGGAAUCAUCAACUUUGGUUUUUGAAUAUGAAACCAUCUGUGAUCAAAACUAUUCGCUUGCUGAGUGCAAUGGAAUCUUUACAAAUCUUGGAAACUGACGAGAAUAUUAUAGAAUGUUUCCAAGAGAUGCAAACAAGUAAUAACUCUCAAACUGUAUUUGCUCUAAGAGAAACUAAUAUUAUGAAUAGGAUAAAGUUUAGUGAAAUACGUGAAAAAAAUGAAUCGAAAAAAGAAAAUUACGAUAAAAAUAAAGUGGAAAGUACAUUGCAUAAUGAUGAAAUAUUAGCAUUAAUAACAGAUCACAAAGUGGAAAUUGUGGCAAAUGAUUUACCAUCAUCCACAGAAACAUCAUCAUCACAACAACAACAACAACAACAACAACAACAACAACAACAACCGAACGGAACAAUAUCUAGUCAAUAAGUUUUUAAAUAUCUACAUCUAAUUUUUUGUUAUUUCUCUGUAAAUAUUUAUUGAAAAUUAACAAAUUUCGUUAAUUAAAAAAUUUUUUAUUUGCCCCAAAAAAAAACACGACGAACUUAUUGAGUGAAUUUGACAAAAUAAAAUCCGGUCAUUUUUAUUUCAGUUUAGGAAUCUCAGGAAUGUAUGUAAUUUACUAUAUAUAAAUUUCUUUGUAUAAAAUUUAUAUGAAAAAUUUUUGUUUAUGUAAAAUUUAAACAAAUGUUUAUUCCUCUUUUUUUUAAUUAUAAUUUUAAAAAAAUUUUACAACUGGAGAAAAUUACGGAAAUUGAAAAUAAAAUCAUUGGUAGUAUAAUUAUUAGGGGUUUAAAAUUUUCAUUUUAAAAAAAUUUUAUUAGGUGUAUAAAUUAUUUUUUAAGAUCAAUUUUAUUAAUUUUCGAAUUAACAUUUGACAGAAUUUCUUUUUAAACAAAUUUUUACUUAACAAAAUUUUUAUGAAUUUUUUUUUUGACCGAAAUUACAAAUGACCGAACAAACAAUCGAUUUUGACGCGAUGUUUAUAGCCAAUCAAAAUAUAGUUGUCAAGAAAAUCGUGAUUGGUAGAUUUUAAAAAUCGGCCAUUUGCAAUUUCGGACAAAUAAAAAUUUGGCGUUUUAAGAAUUCUGACAAAAAUAAAAAUUCGGUGUCUAAAAAUUUUGUUUAUUAAAAAUUCUUUAAAAAAAGAAAUACCGACAAAUGUUAAUUCAAAAAAAUUAAAAUUUGUCCAAAAAAAUAAUUAUAUCUAAUAAAUUUGUUGAAAAUAAAAAUUCUAACUAAUGUUUUUUGUGGGAUAAUCAGGCGUCCCCUCCCCCCCCUAUUAUUAUCAUUGUCAAUAAUCUAGAAUUUUUUUGUAUAAAAAUUCAUGUUUGUAUUAAAUUUUUUAUAAAUAAUAUUUUUCUGUAUAAAUAUUAUACAAAUUAUGUUGUUUUUUUUUUUGUAUAAUAUUAAACAAUAUCAGUAUCGAGCUAUUGUUGUUAACUUGGUUUAAAUAAUUUAUAAAAACACAUCAUUAUGACACAGUAUUUUUUUUCCAAAUAUUAAAUCCGAUUUAUAUUUAUGUUAUGAUUAAAAAAAAAAUAAUAAAUUUCAUAACGCAUUGUGUUGAAUAAUUGAAUUAUAAUC
This is a messenger RNA of Leptopilina boulardi, 4070 nucleotides long. RefSeq names its product sodium-independent sulfate anion transporter-like. The transcript has 11 exons. Gene Ontology annotation, molecular function: sulfate transmembrane transporter activity. The record is from RefSeq and is a predicted model, not a curated record. Bases 861 to 2912 code for a protein of 683 amino acids. Gene Ontology annotation, cellular component: membrane. Gene Ontology annotation, biological process: transmembrane transport. NCBI's taxonomy places the organism in Eukaryota, Metazoa, Arthropoda, Insecta, Hymenoptera, Figitidae.